Suncus etruscus (white-toothed pygmy shrew) is the source of this 1425-nucleotide messenger RNA. It is a transcript of the gene TINAG, whose product is annotated as tubulointerstitial nephritis antigen. Gene Ontology annotation, biological process: proteolysis. Bases 1 to 1425 code for a protein of 474 amino acids. The record is from RefSeq and is a predicted model, not a curated record. Lineage: Eukaryota; Metazoa; Chordata; Mammalia; Eulipotyphla; Soricidae. Gene Ontology annotation, molecular function: cysteine-type peptidase activity. The transcript is spliced from 11 exons. Gene Ontology annotation, cellular component: lysosome.
AUGUGGUCUGGAUAUACGAUAUCAAUUCUUUUUUACCUUACCAUGGAAAUUUGUAUGGGAAAACUGUAUUUAUCUGAAAGAACACCAAAACAACGAGCAGAUUUCACUAGGAAUGACACCAUUUUGGAAGGAACACGAUUCAAAAGAUCCAUUUUCAGAGGUCAAUACUGUCGAAGUUUUGGUUGUUGUGAAGACAGAGAUGAUGAUUGUGUCACUCAGUUCUAUGAGAUGAAUGCAGUGUGUUACUGUGAUAAAUUCUGUGAGAGGGAAAAUUCUGAUUGCUGUCCAGAUUACAAGUCAUUUUGUCAUGAAGAGAAAGAAUUGCCUUAUACGAAGCCUUGGUAUCCAGAAGGUUGCCUUAGAAAUGGACAACAUUAUGAAGAAGGGUUAACCAUUAAAGAAAACUGCAAUUCCUGCACAUGCUUAGGACAACAGUGGAUAUGUUCCCAGAAUAUAUGCCUUGUUCAGCCAGAAUUAAUAGAACAUGUCAAUACAGGAGAUUAUGGAUGGACAGCUCAGAACUAUAGCCAAUUUUGGGGAAUGACCUUAGAAGAAGGUUUCAAAAAUCGUCUUGGUACCUUGCCACCUAGCCCCAUGCUUCUGAGUAUGAAUGAAAUGAUGGCUUCUCUACCUGACACUACUGUUCUUCCAGAGUUUUUUGUUGCUUCAUAUAAGUGGCCUGGAUGGACGCAUGGGCCACUGGAUCAAAAAAAUUGUGCUGCCUCAUGGGCAUUUUCUACUGCAAGUGUGGCAGCUGACCGAAUAGCAAUUCAGUCUCAGGGUCGAUAUACAGCCAACUUAUCUCCUCAGAAUUUGAUCUCUUGUGCCAAGAACCAUCGUGGAUGUAACAGUGGAAGCAUUGAUAAAGCUUGGUGGUACCUGAGAAAACGUGGAUUGGUAUCUCAUGCCUGCUAUCCACUUUUCAAGAACCAAAGUGAUGCUAAUAAUGUAUGUGCCAUGGAAAGCAGAUCUGAUGGGCGUGGAAAAAGGCAUGCCACAAAGCCAUGUCCCAAUAACUAUGAAAAAUCAAACCGAAUCUAUCAAUGUUCUCCUCCCUACAGAGUCUCUUCCAAUGAAACUGAGAUAAUGAAAGAAAUACUGCAAAAUGGACCUGUUCAAGCCAUAAUGCAAGUCUACAAGGAUUUCUUCUAUUAUAAAACAGGAAUAUAUAGACAUGUUCCCACAAUAAAUAAAGGAUUAGAAAAAUAUAGAAAGCUUCAGACACAUGCAGUCAAACUGAUUGGAUGGGGUAUACUGAGAGGAGCUCAAGGGCAGAAAGAAAAAUUUUGGAUUGCUGCUAAUUCCUGGGGAAAAUCAUGGGGAGAGAAUGGUUAUUUCAGGAUUCUUCGAGGAGUAAAUGAAUCUGAUAUUGAAAAAUUGAUUAUUGCAGCUUGGGGACAACUGGCAAGUUCAGAUGAACCAUAA